Pomacea canaliculata is the source of this 2028-nucleotide messenger RNA. Its product is annotated as amino acid transporter AVT1H-like. Gene Ontology annotation, cellular component: vacuolar membrane. Gene Ontology annotation, molecular function: L-proline transmembrane transporter activity; L-alanine transmembrane transporter activity. The transcript has 9 exons. Bases 291 to 1664 code for a protein of 457 amino acids. Gene Ontology annotation, biological process: amino acid transmembrane transport; L-alanine transport. NCBI's taxonomy places the organism in Eukaryota, Metazoa, Mollusca, Gastropoda, Architaenioglossa, Ampullariidae. The record is from RefSeq and is a predicted model, not a curated record.
GAAGGGAUUGUCGGCUUGAUAAUGUCAUCGUUUGCUAUCAUACUGCAUCAGUUUGCGAGGUCGCCCAGCAUAACGGGAGCAUAUGUAAUCGUCGAUGAAGUGUGAAAGUUUUUUUUUAUUGAUUACAUUCCGUGGAGUACAAUGACUAAGUAAAAGAUUGCACCUGAUCUCGAUCCAACACCUGUAGACACAGUGCAUUCGGGUUAAACUAACAGUGCAGUGCAGACAUAUUGGGAGUCACACACAUACAUACAUAGUGGAUUUACUUGCUGCUGCACUGGUCCACAGCCAUGACGGAAAGAACUCAGAGUAACGCUUCAAGGAAGAUUUCUGUUGAGUUAGAGAGCCCACCAGCGAAAAGCUUUCCUGAUAAGGCAACAAGAGACCAAGACACACAAGAUCACGUGACGCAAGGUCUGGGCGUGCUGACGGCGGUCGUCUUCCUGGUGGGCGAGAUGGCCGGCUCGGGUGUGCUGGCCCUCCCCAACGCCCUCGAGAACGCGGGCUGGAUUGGCAUUGUCAUCAUUGUGGCAUGUGCUGCCAUCUCCGCCUACACUGGUCAGAUACUGGGCCGCUGCUGGACCAUAGUACAGGACCGAUACCCUUCUCUCAGAGGCCACGUGCGCUACCCGUACCCUGCUAUGGGUUAUAUCACCUACGGUACCAUUGGCAGACUGGUCGUCUCAUUCUCCAUCAACUUCACCAUGUUUGGAGCAUCUGUCGUGUACCUGCUGCUGGCCUCUCAGAAUGUGCAGGACAUCGUAAAGCACUUGUUCAAGUUCAACUGGUCCUUCUGCUACUGGAUGUUGGUAGUCGUCUGCAUCUUGCUGCCAAUCUCCUGGCUUGGCACACCCAAGGACUUCUGGCCCAUCGCCGUUGGUGCAAUGGCAGCCACAAGCAUUGCCUGCGUCAUCCUAGUAGCCAACAUGACCGUGGACAUACCCGACAAUCCCAGGGUCAUCCACUCGGAUGUCACCCUCCUGUCCUUCGCCCAGGCCUUUGGCACCAUCUGCUUCGCGUUCGGAGGACACCCGAUGUUUCCAACGUUUCAGUCCGACAUGAGGGAGCCGUCUAAAUUCCCUCGAGUGUGCUACUUCGGCUUUUUAGCCCUAGCGGUGAUGUACUUGCCAGUGGCAACUUCUGGCUACUUCGUGUACGGCAAAAGCGUCAAAGCCAACCUGCUGCAGUCCAUCAGCCCCGGCGCCAUGCGGAUGAUUGCAGAAAUCCUGGUGACGGGCCACUUGUUCUGCGGCUUCAUCAUCAUUAUCAACCCAGUCUGCCAGGAAAUUGAGGAACUGCUCAAGAUCGAGAAACAUUUCAACUGGAAGCGUGCCGUUGUCAGGUCGCUGAUGUGCUUGCUGGUGGCGUUUGUGGCUAUAAGCAUACCGCACUUUGGCACCAUCCUGUCGCUGAUUGGGGGCUCUACCACCACCCUCCUAGCCUUCAUUGCACCCCCGCUUAUCUACCUCAAGCUUGCUGCCACCGAUGGACCUUGGAAAAGCUUCACAGUCCCACUGUUCGAGAAAGUUGCCAAUGUUGAAAUUAUGGUAGUUGGCUUAGUGGCUGGGGUCGCUGCAACAUACUCGGCCAUCUUAUCCCUGGCCUCACCAGAUGCCUUCACCCCGCCAUGCUACAUCAACAUAACAGCUGCCAGUGGAUCUUAGCGUCCUCAUGAAUCUCACCAAAUGUAUGCACUCAAAGUUCAGAACAGGCUGGAACAGUUCACACAUGUAAAUAUUAUGGGAAAAAACUUACUCUCUUAAAGGUCCUUUUCGGCACCUUUAAGAUUUGGGGGCGAUAUACAUUUCUGUCAUCUUGAAUGGUUUGUCAGGUUCUUGCAUGACAGUAAGAAAUACUGUUCUACACAGAAGAAGCUUUGGUUAUCUUGUCAUGUCAUGUAAUCUUAAUCCCCCUUCCCCCACUCUCAGGUCAACAGGCUUUCCAUGAUAAACCAGUAUCAAAAUGCAACAUGAAUAAAACACUCAGGUCCAUUAAUUCAACAAGCUACAUACCCCUCGCCCUAAAAUU